UAUAACACUUGUAUUUUGUAUCUUUUUUCUUUGAUGCUCACAUGUAUGGUUUCAUCAAACUAAAUUGAUGCUCAACAGUUUUGGUGUAAAGUGUAAGCAAAGCUUUCACCUCCAAUGAAACCAUCCUUCUCACAUGAAUGUUGUCUCCUGGAAGUGUGACUUUUCACAGUUUCCAUUGAAACCUUAAGAAACCCUCUCUUUCUUUCAACUCGCAACCUGGUUUUUUUCUUCUUAGUUUCCACCUUGGGUUAAUGGCUAGCCUAUUUGCAGGUACCCAUCUCUUGUUCUAUCUGUUCCUUUUUAGAACAGUCUUUGUCGCCUCUCUUUCACCUGAUGGAGAGGCCCUUCUCUCUCUUUUAUCAGCUGCUGACCCGUCUGCAAAAGCUUCCUCCUCGGUGCUCUCUUCAUGGAACCCAAAGAGCCCGACGCCAUGUUUUUGGAAAGGGAUAACAUGUUCCCCUCAAGAUAGGGUCAUCUCCCUUUCACUGCCCGACGCAUUCCUCAAUCUCUCUUCUUUGCCCCCACAGCUUUCAUCUCUUUCUUCAUUGCAACUUCUCAAUUUCUCUUCCACCAAUAUUUCAGGCACAAUCCCUUCUUCUUUUGGCAAACUGGUUCACCUUCGCCUUUUGGACCUGUCCUCUAACACUCUCACCGGUUCCAUUCCUCAAGAGCUCGGCCAGCAUUCUUCACUACAGUUUCUUUUCCUCAACUCAAAUAGAUUGAGUGGUCGGAUCCCUCCACAGCUAGGGAACCUCACUUCAUUACAAGUCCUUUGUCUACAAGAUAAUCUCCUCAAUGGCUCAAUACCAUCUCAAAUGGGUUCAUUGGUUUCUCUCCAGCAGUUUAGAAUAGGAGGCAAUCCUUAUCUGACGGGAGAAAUCCCUUCACAGUUGGGCUUACUUACAAAUCUGACCACAUUUGGGGCAGCCGCCACUGGUCUUUCUGGCGUUAUUCCACCAGCUUUUGGGAACUUGAUCAACCUUCAAACUCUGGCUCUUUAUGAUACCGAGGUGUCUGGAUCGAUACCACCUGAACUGGGGUUAUGUUCAGAGUUGAGGAAUCUGUAUUUGCAUAUGAACAAGCUGACUGGUACUAUUCCUCUAAAGUUGGGGAAUCUUCAAAAGGUUACUAGCUUGCUUUUAUGGGGUAAUGCUUUGACAGGUUCAAUCCCGGCUGAGUUAUCCAAUUGUUCUUCACUUGUUGUGCUUGAUGCUUCGGCUAAUGAUCUUUCUGGUGAAAUACCUGGGGAUAUUGGGAAGCUUGGUGUUCUUGAGCAGCUUUAUUUGUCCGAUAAUUCGUUAACUGGGUUGAUUCCUUGGGAGUUAAGCAACUGCUAGAGUUUGACUACGCUUCAACUCGACAAGAAUCAAUUAUCUGGUUCAGUACCAUGGCAGAUUGGUAACUUGAAAAACUUGCAGAGUUUCUUUUUGUGGGGUAAUUUGGUUUCUUGGACAAUCCCAUCAUCCUUUGGGAACUGCACUGAACUUUACGCCAUGGAUCUUUCCAGGAACAAGCUUACGGGCUCAAUGCCAGAAGAGAUUUUCAGUUUGAAGAAGCUCAGCAAGCUUUUGCUUCUUGGAAAUUCUUUAUCUGGAGAGUUGCCCAGAAGAGUUUCGAAUUGUCAAUCAUUGGUGAGGUUAAGGCUUGGGGAAAACCGGCUUUCAGGGCAGAUUCCGAAGGAGAUCGGCCAACUGCAGAACUUAGUGUUCCUCGACUUGUAUAUGAAUCAUUUCUCAGGCAUUCUUCCUUCUGAGAUUGCAAACAUCAGAGUUCUUGAGCUAUUGGAUGUUCACAACAACCACAUUAAUGGAGAAAUACCAUCUCAGCUUGGGGAGCUUGUGAAUUUAGAGCAGCUUGAUCUUAGUCGAAACAGCUUCACCAGAGAAAUUCCUUCUAGUUUCGGUAAUUUUAGUUACUUGAACAAGCUGAUUCUCAACAACAAUUUACUAACAGGGUCCAUCCCGAAAUCGGUUCGGAAUCUGGGGAAACUUACACUGCUUAAGUUAAGCUUCAACAAUCUCUCAGGUGAAAUUCCUUCCGAAAUUGGUUAUUUGACAAGCCUAUCGAUCGGUUUGGACUUGAGUUCCAAUAUGUUUACUGGUGAAAUACCAGAAUCAAUGUCUGGAUUGAGACAGUUACAGUUACUUGAUCUGUCUCAUAACAUGUUACAUGGAAAAAUCAAGGUUAUAGGUUCCCUUACCAGUCUUGCUUCUUUGAAUAUCUCGUUCAAUAAUUUCUCGGGUCCUAUACCUGUAACGCCUUUCUUUAGGACCCUUUCUUUCAAUUCUUAUCUACAUAACCCGGAUCUAUGUCAAUCCCUGGAUGGUUCCACUUGUUCUUCGAGUCUAAUACAAAAAAACCGAUUAAGAUCAGCCAAAACCGUUGCUUUGGUUUCUGUGAUCUUUGCCUCGGUUACUAUCGGGGUCAUUGCUUUAUGGUUUUUAGUUACAAGGAAUCAUAGGUAUAUGAUAGAGAAAUCUGCAGGAGCUUCAUCAUCUUCACCGGGAGCUGAAGAUUUCUCUUAUCCAUGGACUUUCAUUCCAUUUCAAAAGCUCUGUUUCACCAACGAUAACAUCUUGGACUGUCUCAAAGACGAGAAUGUGAUAGGAAAAGGCUGUUCCGGGGUUGUUUACAGAGCAGAAAUGCCGAAUGGGGAACUGGUUGCGGUGAAAAAGCUUUGGAAAACAAAGCAAGAUGAAGAGCCAACAGUGGACUCAUUUGCAGCAGAAAUUCAGAUUCUUGGACACAUUCGCCACAGAAACAUUGUGAAGCUCUUAGGUUAUUGUUCCAAUAAAAGUGUUAAGCUCCUGUUAUACAAUUACAUUCCCAAUGGUAAUCUGCUACAGCUUUUGCAAAGAAAUCGAAACUUGGAUUGGGAAACAAGGUACAAGGUUGCCGUCGGAUCAGCUCAAGGUUUAGCUUAUCUUCACCAUGAUUGCAGACCAGCAAUUCUACACAGAGAUGUGAAAUGCAAUAACAUACUCUUGGAUUCAAAGUUUGAGGCUUAUUUAGCAGAUUUCGGAUUGGCGAAACUGAUGAACUCUCCUAAUUACCACCACGCAAUGUCCAGAGUUGCAGGCUCAUAUGGUUAUAUUGCCCCAGAAUAUGGGUACACAAUGAACAUAACCGAGAAGAGUGAUGUCUACAGUUAUGGGGUGGUCCUGCUGGAGAUACUAACUGGGCGCAGCGCGGUCGAAUCACGGGUGGGGGACGGAUUGCACAUCGUGGAGUGGGUGAAGAAGAAAAUGGGAAGCUUCGAACCAGCUGCAUCGAUUCUCGAUGCGAAGCUUCAAGGAUUGCCCGAUCAACUGGUCCAGGAAAUGCUUCAAACAAUUGGGAUUGCAAUGUUUUGUGUGAAUUCUUCACCGGCGGAGCGUCCGACGAUGAAGGAGGUGGUGGCAUUGUUAAUGGAAGUUAAAAUACCACCGGAAGAAUGGGGAAAGACUUCUCAACCUCUAAUAAAGCAAUCAUCAAAUCAGAGUUAAUUUGUUUUAGUUUAAAUUCCAAGAACAUCAUGGAUAAAGGGAAAGCAUGGGAAAUGCGAUAUUGUUGGA
Molecule: messenger RNA, 3554 nt
Organism: Hibiscus syriacus
Lineage: Eukaryota; Viridiplantae; Streptophyta; Magnoliopsida; Malvales; Malvaceae
Product: probable LRR receptor-like serine/threonine-protein kinase At1g34110
Biological process (GO): protein phosphorylation
Molecular function (GO): protein kinase activity; ATP binding; protein binding
Source: RefSeq, a predicted model, not a curated record